Messenger RNA from Aspergillus melleus, 1311 nucleotides. Its product is annotated as BAR domain protein. Lineage: Eukaryota; Fungi; Ascomycota; Eurotiomycetes; Eurotiales; Aspergillaceae. The record is from RefSeq and is a predicted model, not a curated record. Bases 1 to 1311 code for a protein of 436 amino acids. Gene Ontology annotation, cellular component: cytoplasm. The transcript has 5 exons. Gene Ontology annotation, molecular function: protein binding.
AUGAACGUCAACAGGAAAUUCGAUCGCUUCAAGCAAUGGGCUGGCGAGCGGAUGGGCGGGGAGGUCAAAACCAAUCAAUCCGACGACUUUAAAGCCAUGGAGACCGAGAUGAAUGUGCGACAUGACGGGAUCGAUCGAAUCCACAAAUCUACCACCGCCUACAUCAAGGCCGUCUCCAAACGCAGCGAGGGCGACGACAAAGAAAAGACCCUACCCAUUGCCCACCUGGGUACCAGCAUGGUCGGCCACGGUGAAGACUUCGAUGCGAAUUCCGAAUAUGGCCGAUCCCUGAUCUUGCUUGGACGAGCGGAAGAACGUCUUGCCCGCGUCCAAGAAUCCUACAUCUCCCAGACGACCUCGGGCUGGCUUGAGUCCCUGGAGCGGUCCUCGACCCAGAUGAAAGACUACCAGACUGCUCGCAAGAAGCUGGAUGGCCGACGACUGGCCUACGACACCUCGCUCUCGAAAAUGCAAAAAGUGAAGAAGGAGGAUUUCAGAAUGGAGGAGGAACUUCGAACGCAGAAGGUCAAAUACGAGGAGGCCAACGAUGACGUGCUCCGACGGAUGCAGGAUAUCAAGGACUCGGAGCCCGAGAGCGUGGCCGACUUGGAGGCUUUCUUGGAUGCCCAAUUGGACUAUCAUGAGCGGUGCAGAGAGGUGCUCCUCCAGCUCAAGAAUGAAUGGCCGGGAAGAUCUCCCCAGGCCCCCACCCCCAAUGGCCGUCGCAUUGGACGUGCUCGUUCCAACACUGCGCACUCGUUCCAGGACCGAUACGAACCGCUGCAGGAGGAGAACACCAAUGGCGCGGAUCAGCGUCCGAUCAUCCGCACGAGCCGAUCGCCUUCAACUCAUUUUGUGGAGUCGAGAGAACCCUACGUGGCUGAGACGCCACCUCCGCCGCCUCAGCGACCCGUUCUGAACCGCAUCUCGACCUUCGAAGGACCCGCGCAGCUGCGACAGGAUCAUGCAUCUGGCUCUCAAUGGCCGGGGCGGACAACCAGCGAGAAUGUGAUCAGUCGCCGGAACAGUAUCCAGGCUCGACCUCCUGCCCGAGUGCCUACCGAUCCUUAUAUCGAUGCGUCCGGCGAAUUCCGCUCCAGCAGCAACACGAGCCCUGAGAGGUCUUACUAUGGACGAUCUGAAUCGCCUGCCUCGUCUUACGGAGGGGUGUCACGAAGAGCCAGUUCAACGGCGCUGAACGCUGCUGGCGGGCCCAAGAAAGGACCUCCCCCUCCUCCCCCUUCACGGGCCAAGAAGCCAGCUCCUCCUCCGCCUCCCAUGAAGAAACCCAUGUUGAGUGCUGAGAUGUAG